AUGGCGAGUCCAGUGCUGCCGACGGAAUCCGAACCCAUUGCGAAGUUGAAGAGGGGUCUACGAAGGUACUUUGAGGAAGACGAAGAGUUCCGUGUGGACCCCCACCAUGCAACUGAGCUGCUGCAAUGCCUCAGAGACUCCAAGAAACGCUCCCGAGACUUGGAAGCUGAGGGCCGGAGUUUGAGGGCACGGAUUGACAGUCUGCAAACACAGCUGGACAUGUCCAACAAGGCCAAUAUAGAUGCAGAGCUAGCGAUCCAAGAACGAGAUCUCGAGCUGGGAACAAAGAACGACCAUAUCAAGAUGCUCCUACAAGAGAGAGAUCAGCUCCGGCUCUGUGUCAAGGGAGCACACGAAGCCUCAGGGAGACUCAAGCAAAGCCUGAAGGAUCUCAAUGCAGCAAUGCAAGCCACAAAGAUGGCCACCGAGGACGACACUUUUGUGCCAUCAGAGUCCGAGGCUUGA
Symbiodinium natans is the source of this 465-nucleotide messenger RNA. Lineage: Eukaryota; Dinophyceae; Suessiales; Symbiodiniaceae. The record is from the annotation of a GenBank genome assembly.